AUGGGGAAGCACUUUUGGAUUAGACAUGUUGAUGAUGAACUUGAAGAUAAGCAGCCGGGCUGCGUGGGGGGAUUAAUCCACGUCCUUGACUAUCAUCAUUGGCAUUCCAAUGGCCGAAAAUAUGAAGGACGAAGAAAGUCAAAAUUUUCUGCAGCUUAUGGACGUUCGAAAACUAAAUUCUUUGAAUCUGGUGAAGUAGAAAAGCUUUUAAACGACCAAGAGCGCAAAUUUGUUAGUGCUGAAGGGAAUUCCAAAGAAGAAGAGAAUGGACUGCAUAAAGCUGGUUUCUCUGUCCCAUCAAGGUUGCAGCGAACUUAUUCGAUUCACCAUCUGGAAUCCACAGAAGGCGGUCUUCAUAAAAUACUCACGGACUGGAAACGUCCUAUCAUUUUCCUUCCCGACAGUGGUACAACUGAGUCAUUGGAUACAUCAAAGAAGGCAGCUAACGAAAUGCGAGAAGUUUACAAUGAUCAAUCUAUGAACGGUACCGAAUCUGAUAGUCUUCUAGCCUCGAAUAAAACUGUAAAAUUGAGCAAAUCGAAAUCCUACCCCGCUGCUGAUUUGUUGCAAAGGAGAAAAUUUAAGCCUAGUAAACUCGAGCACAAGAAGAACGAAAUUUGGCCAUUCAGCGAAGGAGACAAAUUGCAAGCUUUUAGUCAAUCACCUCAGUUGGCUCAUUUAGAGAACGACAUUUUUCAAAGACGGAAUGAGACAAUUGCCAGCGGUACUGAUGAAUAUAACAUUAGGAAAAGUACGAGAAUUCACUACAGAAGUUCUUCACUAAAUGAAUCAGGGGAUAAAUACACUUCAUUGUUUGCAAGUAGUUAUGGCGCAGAAGUCAAGCUACAUCCCUCUAGGAGCUUAAAGUCGAUAAAUGAAUAUGGCCAUGCUCCAAUACACUACAGAAGGAUUCGCUCUCUAUCUCAGGUUGAUUAUUAUUAUUCUGAUCACAAAUCUGGAGUUCUGGGCAAUGAUUUCUCUGCAGAUGGCUCCAAUACGAAUGUAGAAGAAAGUAGUUCACGUGGUGAUGGAGAGAAUGAGCCACUUGAUGCAAAUGAGACAACCAAAGGCCAAGAAGAAUCAGUAAAUAAACAUUACUGUAAGCAAAGGAUAGAAGACGAAGCCAGCUUAAGAUUGAAAGUGAGGCAUGAGGAUAGUUCUGUGUUGGAUGGUAGUGCAGGGGAAAUAGAUGAGUUAACAGUGGGCGAAAGUGAUUCCCACGGGGAACAAGUGACCAACUUUCUAGAGAUCAUGCCUGAAAAGCUUCCAGAAGAACGUCACAUCUCAGAUUCUGAGACAUCCUUGCGAGAAAUGAUAUCUCACCCCGGAGAUUUUGAAAUUUCUGAAGGUUUGGAUAGUGAAAACGAUCAUUUCUACCAGAAGAAUUCUUCAGUUGAAUCUCAUGAUCAGAAGAGUUUCUAUAUGGACUCGUCCUCAUCUUUCAACAGCACGCUGAAUCUUGAGAAAAGUGGAUAUGCAGACACAAAUAACAAAUGCUUUGGACACGGUGAAUCUCAGAAAGAGACUGAUUCUGACUUAUAUUAUGUGAGACACAUUCUUGAGAAAUCAGGCAUCGUUGAAAAUGCCUUUGACAUAACAUGGCAUUCAUCUGAUGAGCCACUGAGCCCUGAACUGUUUGAGGAAGUCGAGGCUUACUGGAACCAUGAACAAUCUCAAUUAACCGGUUGGCCGGACUUCUACGGCUGUUGGCAUCAUCGACUGCUAUUUGAUCUGGUUAAUGAGGUGUUAAUACAGAUAUAUGACAGAUCAUCUCUCUAUUAUCCGAAGGCAUUGUCCUCUAGUUGUCAUAUUCGUCCAAUGCCAGUUGGAAACCGCUUUAUUGAGCAGGUGAGCACAAGCAUUGGCGCAUUGCUUAAUUUUAAGCCCAAGGAAAACCAGUCACUGGAUUCUAUAGUCACUUAUGAUUUGGCAAAUGAUUACAGCUGGAUGAACCUCCAAUUAGAAUCUGAGACUGUGGCACUUGAUUUGGAGGACAUGAUUUUCGACGAACUUCUUGAAGAGGUUAUGUGCACUUGA
Molecule: messenger RNA, 2037 nt
Organism: Fraxinus pennsylvanica
Lineage: Eukaryota; Viridiplantae; Streptophyta; Magnoliopsida; Lamiales; Oleaceae
Source: the annotation of a GenBank genome assembly